This is a messenger RNA of Arabis nemorensis, 654 nucleotides long. NCBI's taxonomy places the organism in Eukaryota, Viridiplantae, Streptophyta, Magnoliopsida, Brassicales, Brassicaceae. The record is from the annotation of a GenBank genome assembly.
AUGGUCGAGCUUUCUCAGUUAGACAAGGCAGCAGAGAUCUCUCGUCUCGCUGUAUUGGAAGAAUAUCGCGAUCUCCCCGACACAAUCCACACAUACAACCAAAUUAUCAGCUACAUGUCCGAUGCCGAACGUUACGACGAAGCCGUAGCUCUGUUUCACUACUUCUUCGAGUCUAACCUUGUUCCCCACAUUGUCUCUUUCAACCUCAUCAUCAAAGUCCAUUGCGAUGCAAACCGCGUAGACCAAGCCCUAGAACUUUACCGUCACGUUAGGGCUCUUAAAAUAGACGACGAAUUAUACACAUAUAGGUUUCUGACAAAAGGUCUUGUCGACUCCGGGAGGAUCUAUAAAGAUUUACCUCGAGAUAUUUAUCCUUCGUCGGAGGAUGAAACAUUCCGGGGUAACAUUUACGACAAACCUUACAAGAUACCAGACAGAGAGCUUCCAGAAUUUGAUGAGUAUGACAAAAUAACAAUGUUGGAUGCAACAUUUGUGGAUUAUUGGUUUAGACAAGGGGACGAUGAUAAAGCUAUGGUGAUUUACAAGUCCAUCAUCCCCAUGGAGUAUGUAGAAUGCAUCAAUGCCGAAACUGCAAGUACCCUUUUGAGAAUUUUGCUAGCAAUAGAAAGUGAAUUUGUGAAUUUCUCAUGUUAA